Messenger RNA from Arctia plantaginis, 903 nucleotides. NCBI's taxonomy places the organism in Eukaryota, Metazoa, Arthropoda, Insecta, Lepidoptera, Erebidae. The record is from the annotation of a GenBank genome assembly.
AUGUUAGCCAUAAUCUCAGCAGAUGAUGACAAUCCGGUGGCAACUGGCAAUGAAGCCAAUCAUCUGGCGACGUUACCAGAGGAGGAGGCGGUUGUCGCCAUGAUGGGUUUACCAAGAGCUGGUGACAUAACCAGAGCGCAACUCAGAAUUAAGGAGAGCAAAGAGUUCAAAAACACAGUAGAUAAAUUAGUACAAAGAGCAAACGCAUCAAUUAUCAUAGGCACUUCUUCGUGGAAGGAGCAGUUUUCGGAAGCGUUGACUGCCAGCUCAGGUUCCGACGACCCUGAUGAGCCACCUUCUUGUUCCGACUACAUUCUUCACAUAGUGACGCUCUUCUGGAAAAUUGUCUUCGCUCUUAUACCUCCCACUGACAUAGGUGGUGGUUACGUCUGUUUCAUCGUGUCAAUCAUCUGCAUUGGUCUGGUGACAGCUGUCAUAGGUGACGUGGCGUCGCACUUCGGCUGCACCCUUGGCAUUAAAGACUCCGUUACCGCCAUAGUAUUUGUGGCCUUGGGGACUAGUAUACCCGACACCUUCGCUAGCAAAGUUGCAGCCAUCCAAGAUAAGUACGCAGAUGCUUCAGUUGGCAACGUGACAGGAUCCAACGCAGUCAACGUGUUCUUGGGCAUCGGUGUUGCAUGGACUCUGGCCGCCGUCGUCCACUGGACCCGGGGGGAUAAAUUCCUCAUCGAUCCUGGAAACUUAGCCUUCAGCGUGACAAUGUACUGCUCUGAAGCGUUGCUAGCAGUACUGGUCCUCGUUCUUCGAAGACGGAAGAGCAUUGGUGGCGAGCUCGGUGGUCCGCGUCGCAUCAAGAUUAUCACUUCUAUGUUUUUCUUCUCUCUCUGGCUGGUUUACCUCUCCAUGUCCAGUUUGGAAGCCUAUGAUGUCAUCAAAUUCUAA